Closterium sp. Yama58-4 is the source of this 888-nucleotide messenger RNA. NCBI's taxonomy places the organism in Eukaryota, Viridiplantae, Streptophyta, Zygnematophyceae, Desmidiales, Closteriaceae. The record is from the annotation of a GenBank genome assembly.
AUGGCGCCCACAGAAGCGGAUCGGCCUCCCGUCGAGCCAAUGUUCGACCUGGAAACAAUCCCGGAAUCUCCCAAUUACGGCGACAUGGACACUGCAUUCGAAUCGUUUCUCAACCUGGUCCACUCGAGACCGUACUACGGAAGGGAGCAGCGAGAAGAACGAGAGUUCCUCUCAUCCGCGGCGCUGGCAGCAGGGUCGCGGAAGCGCAAGGCGGCGGAGAUCGAGGAGGUACCCUCCGCGGAUGCACCUGUCGUGGGCGGAAGCGAGGAAGAGUCGGAGGUGACGCGCCAGCUACGCCGUGCGAUUGCUAAUGUCAUCCUCCACGGCAGCGGGGUCGGCAGACCGUGCCCCGCACCCGGCGCUGUUUCUCCCGGCGCGGCUGCGCCGCUGCCAAUGGUUACCACUCAUGCCGCCAACCCCGCCAACAGGACGCUCGACCAUGGCCCGCUGCUGAUGCCCUUUCGCCUGCCCAUCGACAAUGGUGCUGCUUCCGCUGCGCCUGCGUCACUAGCAGCCAUGGCCGCACCAGAAGCAGCAGCUUGCAUGAUCUACUAUUACAAUUCAGAUGAUUACAUCGCGGGUUUUGGCGGAAGUCCCAUGCGCGGAGGUGGGGCGGCAGAUUUGGACAAUUGGCUGCCGCACAACCAUGAGUGCAAGGACAGGCAGAUGGCGGGCGGGUGCAUCAAGGCGCGGAGCAUGGCGGAGAGGCAGAGGUGGGAGAGGAUCAGUGAGGGGCUGCAGAAGCUGCGACUGGUGGUGCGCGGACAUGGGGACACUGCCACCAUGCUCAACAAGCCGUCGCGUUUGUCGAUGCGUUGCAGCGCAGAGUGGCUGCGGGUGAGUGCGCCCAUAACCCCCCAGACCAACGUGCCUGUAACCCUUCCCUAG